Messenger RNA from Physella acuta, 1767 nucleotides. Its product is annotated as NADH-ubiquinone oxidoreductase chain 5-like. The record is from RefSeq and is a predicted model, not a curated record. NCBI's taxonomy places the organism in Eukaryota, Metazoa, Mollusca, Gastropoda, Physidae.
AUGUAUGUGUACAACCUCAGCGUGUAUGUGUACAACCUCAGUCUGUAUGUGUACAACGUCAGCAUGUAUGUGUACAGCGUCAGCAUGUAUGUGUACAGCGUCAGCAUGUAUGUGUACAGCGUCAGCAUGUAUGUGUACAACCUCAGCGUGUAUGUGUACAGCGUCAGCCUGUAUGUGUACAACGUCAGCAUGUAUGUGUACAGCGUCAGCAUCGUGUAUGUGUACAACCUCAGUCUGUAUGUGUACAACGUCAGCAUGUAUGUGUACAGCGUCAGCAUGUUUGUGUACAACCUCAGCCUGUAUGUGUACAGCGUCAGCAUGUAUGUGUACAGCGUCAGCAUCGUCAGCAUGUAUGUGUACAACCUCAGCGUGUAUGUGUACAACCUCAGUCUGUAUGUGUACAACGUCAGCAUGUAUGUGUACAGCGUCAGCAUGUUUGUGUACAACCUCAGCCUGUAUGUGUACAGCGUCAGCAUGUAUGUGUACAGCGUCAGCAUGUAUGUGUACAGCGUCAGCAUGUAUGUGUACAACCUCAGCUUGUAUGUGUACAACCUCAGUCUGUAUGUGUACAACGUCAGCAUGUAUGUGUACAGCGUCAGCAUGUUUGUGUACAACCUCAGCCUGUAUGUGUACAACGUCAGCAUGUAUGUGUACAGCGUCAGCAUGUUUGUGUACAACCUCAGCCUGUAUGUGUACAGCGUCAGCAUGUAUGUGUACAGCGUCAGCAUGUAUGUGUACAACCUCAGCUUGUAUGUGUACAACCUCAGUCUGUAUGUGUACAGCGUCAGCAUGUAUGUGUACAACCUCAGCAUGUAUGUGUACAACCUCAGUCUGUAUGUGUACAACGUCAGCAUGUAUGUGUACAGCGUCAGCAUGUUUGUGUACAACCUCAGCCUGUAUGUGUACAGCGUCAGCAUGUAUGUGUACAGCGUCAGCAUCGUCAGCAUGUAUGUGUACAACCUCAGCAUGUAUGUGUACAGCGUCAGCCUGUAUGUAUACAGCGUCAGCAUGUAUGUGUACAACCUCAGCAUGUAUGUGUACAGCGUCAGCAUGUUUGUGUACAACGUCAGCAUCGUCAGCAUGUAUGUGUACAACCUCAGCGUGUAUGUGUACAACCUCAGUCUGUAUGUGUACAACGUCAGCAUGUAUGUGUACAGCGUCAGCAUGUUUGUGUACAACCUCAGCCUGUAUGUGUACAGCGUCAGCAUGUAUGUGUACAGCGUCAGCAUGUAUGUGUACAGCGUCAGCAUGUAUGUGUACAACCUCAGCUUGUAUGUGUACAACCUCAGUCUGUAUGUGUACAACGUCAGCAUGUAUGUGUACAGCGUCAGCAUGUUUGUGUACAACCUCAGCCUGUAUGUGUACAACGUCAGCAUGUAUGUGUACAGCGUCAGCAUGUUUGUGUACAACCUCAGCCUGUAUGUGUACAGCGUCAGCAUGUAUGUGUACAGCGUCAGCAUGUAUGUGUACAACCUCAGCUUGUAUGUGUACAACCUCAGUCUGUAUGUGUACAGCGUCAGCAUGUAUGUGUACAACCUCAGCAUGUAUGUGUACAACCUCAGUCUGUAUGUGUACAACGUCAGCAUGUAUGUGUACAGCGUCAGCAUGUAUGUGUACAACCUCAGCAUGUAUGUGUACAACCUCAGUCUGUAUGUGUACAACCUCAGCAUGUAUGUGUACAGCGUCAGCCUGUAUGUGUACAGCGUCAGCAUCCUGCAUCUACAACGUCAGCAUAUGUUGCAUAUAAUUCGCUGUACGGUUGAUUGA